CAACAGGGUCUCAGGUGUGCGCGCAAAAACUUGGCUCUCCUUGUAGCUUAGAUUAUUGUUUGUAUUAAAAAAGAUUAUUGCUUGUAUUAAAAAAGAUUAUCGCUUGUUUAAAGUAGAAUUAAAGGACAACACUGAAACACACCAACUACUAUGCGUAUGAGCUUUUGUCGUUUUGGAUUUUUCAACUGCCCAUAAUUGGACUGGAAAAGACGUUUGAAGUUCAACGGAAGAACACUGGCCCUUCCUCUUUCUUUGUUUCCUUCCCUUUCCUUGUCUUCCCUUCACCUUCAUCGACUUCGCAGUGUUCUCCCAAAGGAGGUUGAAGCUCGCAGCUAACUUCCUCGCAGCUUCCCUCGCUCAUAAGAUGCUUUCUUAUUAAAAGAAAAGAAACCCAGAGGCCAUGCCCUUCCCAGCUCUUUGAUCAGCCUGUUUACUUUUCCGGCACCCAAUCAAACGUCAGUCAUUCAAUGACAUACGACGUCUUCCUGAGUUUCAGAGGCGAGGACACGCGAUUCAACUUUACUGAUCAUCUGCACAGUAAUUUGACUCGGAAGGGAAUUAGGACCUUCAUAGAUGAUGGUCUUAAGAGAGGGGAAGAAAUAUCACCGGCCCUUCUCAGAGCGAUCGAAGAGUCGAAGAUUUCCAUCAUCGUGUUCUCCGAAAACUAUGCAUCUUCGAAGUGGUGCUUGGAUGAACUCGUCAAGAUCCUUGAGAGUAAAGAAACAAGGGAGCAAAUAGUUUGGCCUGUUUUUUACAAGGUGAAUCCGUCGGAUGUACGGCAUCAAAGGGGCAGUUUCGGUCAGGCACUUGCUGACUAUGAAUGCGAGUUCAAAGAUGACAUGGAGAAGGUGCAAAGAUGGAGGAGAAGUCUUACGAAAGCAGCCAAUCUGUCCGGAUGGUGUUUCAUGAACGGGCAUGAAUCAAAAUUUAUUGACAAUAUCGUUGAAGCGAUUUCAUUACAAGUAUUAAACCAUGCGUAUUUGAAUGUAGCAAAGUACCCAGUUGGAAUAGAGUCUCGUGUGCGCGAGAUAGAUAAGCUUUUGGGCGUUGGAGGAAACGAUGUUCGCAUGGUAGGGAUAUGGGGCACUGGUGGAAUAGGUAAGACCACAAUUGCUAAAGCUGUUUAUAAUUCCGUCGCCCAUAUGUUUGAAGGUAGCUGUUUUCUAGAUGAUGUUCGAGAAAGAUCAAUGCCGUAUGGAGGCUUAGGCAAACUACAAAGUAUUCUUCUUUCUGAGAUUCUAGGGGUGAAAGAAGUAGAGGUGACCAAUGUUGACAAAGGAAUCAAUAUGAUAAAGAAGAUGUUGAAUGGUAAGAAGCUUCUCUUAGUUCUUGACGAUGUGAAUCAUUUGGACCAAUUAAACAAAUUAGUUGGAGGGUCUGAUUGGUUUGGUUCAGGCAGCAGAAUUGUUCUAACGACAAGAGACAAGCAUUUGCUAAUUGCUCAUCAAGUCAAUCUAAUAUAUGAGGUUGAGAAGUUAAAUCAUUAUGAGUCCUUAAAGCUCUUCACCAGUUGGAAUUCAUUUUCAAGAAAUGGACACUUAAAAGAUGAUUAUGCGAAACUUGCAAACAAUGUAGUAGACUAUGCUGACGGUCUUCCAUUAGCUCUGAUGGUUUUGGGUUCACAUCUAUGUGGUAGAAGUAUUGAUCAAUGGAAAUAUGCAUUAGAUGGUUACAGAAGAGUUCCUAACCGAGAGAUUCAAGAAAUUCUCAAAAUAAGUUAUAAUGCACUAGAAGACGCGGUGAAGGAAGUUUUCCUUGAUAUUGCAUUUUUCUAUAAAGGUCUAGGCGAGGAUUAUGUGAUACAAAUGCUAGAAGGUUGUGACAUGAACCCUAAGUAUGAUCUUGAAGUACUCGUGGAAAAGGCUCUUAUAAAUAUUAUGGAAGAUGGCUGCAUUUGGAUGCAUGACUUGAUACAAGAAAUGGGUAAAGAAGUAGUUCGCCAAGAGUCACCAACUGAGCCCGGAAAACGUAGUAGGUUGUGGUUUCACGAGGAUGUUUACCAUGUUUUAACAGAAAACACAGGAACGGAUAAGAUCAAAGGUAUUAUGGUGAAGUUGCCUGCUGGGCUUGAGUCAGAUGAGGUAUGUUUGAAUGCUGAAAGCUUCUCAAAGAUGAAAAAUCUUCGACUUUUUAUAAAUCAUAAUGCGCGCUUGUCUGGAGAAGUUGAUUGUCUUCCCAAUGAGUUGAGGCUCCUUAUCUGGCCUGAAUAUCCGUCACAAUCUUUGCCAGCCAAUUUUAAUCCAAAGAAACUUGUUGGUCUUGCUUUGCCUCGCAGCUGCAUUUUACGACUGGAUUUGGAAUUCAAGAGUUUGAAAUUUAUAAAUGUGGAGCACAGCAAAUUCCUAAGAAAAACCCCUGACUUCUCUGGAGUCCCAAACUUGGAGAAGUUGAAUCUAAACUUUUGUACAAGUUUAGUUGAGCUUCAUCCUUCUGCUGGAUUCCUUCAUAAGCUUGUUAACUUGAGUCUUACGGGAUGCCGUAGUCUUACUCUGUUUCCAAGAAUUGUCAACUUGAAAUCUCUGCUGGAGUUGAAUCUUGACGGUUGCAUAAGUCUUGAGAAUUUUCCUGAAAUUAAGGGGAAGAUGGAAUAUUUGAAACACCUGGAUCUAUCAGAGACUUCCAUCAAAGAAUUGCCUUCAUCGUCAAUUCGACAUUUCACUCGUCUCGAGAAUCUGUAUUUAACCAGAUGUGAAAACCUUACAAAUCUGCCAUGCAGCAUUUAUGAGUUGAAGCACCUAAAGACAAUUUCUGUCCUUAAAUGCUCAAAAUUGUUUUCAUUUCCUAAAAUGGCGAAGUCUGAAGAUUCAAGGAGUGCAGAAUCACUUGUGACUCUUCAAGGAGGCAAUUUAGCGUUUCCCAACCUAUCUAAAUUCUAUGGAUCCAAUCUUUCAGACAUUGCCGAUUUCCUUCUGACUCUUGAUUGCAUGACCACAUUAACUAGACUUGAUCUAUCAGGAAGCAAUUUUGUUAGUCUUCCCGUAUGCAUUAAUAACUUUGUCAACUUGAUUGAUCUUCGGUUGGUUAGUUGCAAGAGACUUAGAGAAAUUCCAGAUCUUCCACAAGCAUUGCAACUUUUGGAUGUGAGUGAUUGCUUAUCAUUGGAAAGAGUUUCAAAAUUGUCCAACCUUUUGGAACGUAAAGAGUCUCAAAUGUUCUUGGGAAUGAGAUUGGCUAACUGUUGGAGACUGCGUAACAAUCUAGUUCGAAUUGCAAAGAAGAAAAAUAUGUUCAUAAAUCAAGUCAAUCUCUUCUCUCUCUUUCUCUCAUCUCUCCCAACUUUUGUCCAGGUUGAAUUUCCAGGAAGGGGAAUUCCAAAGUGGUUCAGUUAUCGUAAGGAUUUGAAGGAUCUUUGCGAAUGUCAAUUCUCUAUUAAAAUCCCUCAAAAUUUCAAUUGGGAGAACAAAGGAAUUUCUUUUUGUGCUUUUCUCGAAAAGACCAAAAAUAGGUUAAAUUUUUAUGCUCAACUCAGCAUCAGGGACUUUGCUGUUGAUAUGUAUGUGAAGGAAGUAUGCCCUGAUAAUAUUCAAUCAACAGGGAAAGACCUGAGUUUAGUGUGGCUGUCAUAUGUCCCUUUCCAUGAUAUGAUGUCGACAAUGGCACGCACGGAAAGAAAUGUGAAAAGAACAAGGGUGAUGCCGCCUUAUUUGCCUACAAUCCGAGUUCAUUUUGUGCGUAUUAGCAAAGCUGUGAAAAGCUGCGGAGUCCACCUAGUAAUGCCACCAGGAUGAAGACCUCAGUAUAGAGGCAUGGGUAUGUCCAGGAAGAUACCAAUCGAUCAAUCCUCCAAAGGGAAAGGACAGUAGCAUUCAAAUGUGAUUGGGAUGAUAAGGAUUUGCAUCCUUCUUACAAGCUGUCAAUCUCAAGCCCGUGGGUAGAAUUCAGUGAUCUAUAUUUGUGAUUGUUGUGUUAAUUCCACAUGAUUAGUUUCUUAAGACUUCAAUUGAGUUUUGAGUGGUGGAUGUUGGAAUGGUUGAGUCUUGCUGUAUGCAAGAUAAGAUAAGAGGAGAGGAGACUGGUUUGCACCCUUUUGUUUCAGAGUAGAUGAUGUCCACUUGGAUAUACCGUAUAAAGUUAUACUUCCAGAGCACUAUUGUUUACAGCUUAGCAAUUGUGCCACAUGGAACUCCGAGUUUGUGAUCCCUUAGUGUUCUGGUGCUGCUAUUCCUGGUGGCUUACAUGGUCUUGCUUUUCUCUUCGUGCAGCUGCUCCAAUGGUUUCCUGGCUGUCUUUACUUUUUGCUGUUUGGUUUUGUAAAUGAUUUGUUACUGGUGUGGUGAUUCUACUGUCCUUCCUUCAGUUUGGGGUUGCUAGUAUUGCAGUCCCUAUGGGUUGGUCUCCCCUUGGUGCGCCACUGUUUUUGGCUAGUUGCUCUUCACAGUUCCUGUCUUUCGACCUGCUUUUAUGGUUAGUGCUGCCUUGCUGUAUUAUUAAAGUGUGUUGCUGGCCGUAGACUUUGUUCUUCCUGCAGCUGCGUUGUGUCUUUUUACAGCAGAACAGAUUGCUGUUUGGCUCAGCCUUAUUUUCUCCUUGGUGUUGCUGCAUUAGUUCUCCUAUUUGUUGUUGGUUAGGGCUUUGCAUGUUGCCUCAUGUUGGGGAGAGAAAGAAGGAAAUUAAUGAAGCUGUUGUUCCAGAAGAAAUUGAAAGCUCGUCCUUCAUUCGAUGUAGAUACUAAUGGACUUAAAGAAAGGCGGUGCAGUCAUCAACCCCAACAAUGCUGUCCAAGUUCAAGAGUUGUUUUCGCAACUACUGCUGUUGGUAUUACUUGCUGUUGUUGCAUGUGUUGUGCGUUAUAUGCGUUACGGGGUUAAUAAUUUACUUUAAUUUGAGUGUCACAUUUUUGUUGUGAAGGCAUGUAGACUGAAAACUAGAAUGUUUGUUUGGAUCCUGAGUAAAUGGACAAAAACUUUCCCGGAAAAUUUGGCAUAUUUAUAUUGGAUAUGAUGUAGAAACAA
Messenger RNA from Prunus persica (peach), 4952 nucleotides. RefSeq names its product TMV resistance protein N. Bases 468 to 3728 code for a protein of 1086 amino acids. Lineage: Eukaryota; Viridiplantae; Streptophyta; Magnoliopsida; Rosales; Rosaceae. Gene Ontology annotation, biological process: signal transduction; defense response. The transcript has 4 exons. The record is from RefSeq and is a predicted model, not a curated record. Gene Ontology annotation, molecular function: ADP binding.